AUUGGUAAUGCAAUGGCCUGGGUUAUAUAUGUGCUACUAAAUGAAAGCUAUGCAUUGUUCAGACUGUACAGUUCACUAGAAAUGUCGUCAUUCCUAUGUGCUGCUAUGGUUCUGUAGUUUCCCUUGCCUGGAGGCUUGAAUUUGGGUAACUUGGAGCAGAUUCAUUCAAAUGGGUUCGAUAAUGAAUUUCCCGAUCAGGAGGAUCCCCCACUUCCAUGAAUCUGAAUACCAGUCCCCUCAGUGGUUUGAAGAACUCAUUGAACCUGAUCUUAAGUGGUCUUUCGAAAUAAACAGCGUUUUGCAUGCAGGAACUAGCGAGUACCAGAACAUUGUUCUCUUGGACACAAAUCGCUUUGGAAAGGCUUUGGUGAUUGAUGGGAAGAUGCAGAGUGCUGGAAAGGAUGAAUUCAUAUACCAUGAAUGCUUGGUUCAUCCUGUUCUUAUAUUCUGUGAAAGCCCUAAAAGUGUGUUUAUAAUGGGAGGUGGCGAAGGCUCUACUGCUAGAGAAGUACUCAAGCAUAAUGGCGUAGAGAAAGUAGUCAAGUGCGAUAUAGACAGGGUCGUAGUUGAUUUCUGCCGCAUGCAUCUGACAGCGAACCAGGAAGCAUUUAGCGACGGAAGGCUCCAUUGCAUUAUUAAUGAUGCAAAUAAUGAGAAGUUUGAUAUUAUUUUUGGAGACUUGGCUGACCCACUUGAUGGAGGCCCUUGAAAUCAUCUCUACACCAAAUCCUUCUAUGAGCAAGUGAUCAAGACCAAGCUCAAUGACUCUGGCAUCUUUGUCACUCAAGCAGGACCAGCAGGAGUUCUCUCCCACAAGGAGGUCUUCUCUCCAAUAUACAACACCAUAAAACAGGUGUUCAAGUGUGAGUCUCUAAGCCAAAAAGGGCCAUGACUUGAGAUCUCAUGUUGGGGUGUUAUUUUGUUUAUUUACUGCAUACAUAUUCUUAAUUUGCAGAUCAGAUUGCAUAUACUACUCAUGUGCCCACGGAUGCACAUUGAUGUGGAUGGGUUUUGGUCACUCGCCAUUAAUUAUAUCUCCGUUUUCUUCCACUGUGAAUUCUCUUUAGAUGACUUCUUUCUCCAUAAUUUUAAUUAUCAGGCAUCAGACCAGCAGCUUAAAUUGGAUGUUGAAAAAAUUGACAAGAAAAUCAGAGAGAGGAUCAUGGGGGACUUGCAAUUACUAGAUGGUGCUUCAUUUGUAUCAUCUACGGUUCUGAAUAAGACCGUUCACAAAUCGUAAGUUUUAGUGUUGGAUUUAAAUUGGUAUCCCCACCGUUCAAUUGAAAAUGAGUAAUGAAAGUUAAUUAAAAAUCUUGGUAUGUGUAAAUAUCUCUCUAACUAUGGGCCUCAUUUUACAGACUCAUGAAUGAAACUCAUGUCCUUUGCCAAAGAAAUGCUAGGUACCUCCAUGGCCAUGGAGUUGCUGACAGUGCUUAAUUAAGGCCUAAAGUUUAUGUCUUUAUGUUGUUUAAGAAACUGGAUAAAGUUUCAAACUUCAUGAUGUUGCAUGACAAUAAGGAAAUUAAUUGCAAAGCAAGCAAAAUUUACUUGACUGGUUAUGGAGGUUUAUGGGAAGUAGGUUCAA
Molecule: messenger RNA, 1585 nt
Organism: Hevea brasiliensis (rubber tree)
Lineage: Eukaryota; Viridiplantae; Streptophyta; Magnoliopsida; Malpighiales; Euphorbiaceae
Product: thermospermine synthase ACAULIS5-like
Exons: 7
Coding region: 170-709 (179 amino acids)
Biological process (GO): polyamine biosynthetic process
Molecular function (GO): thermospermine synthase activity
Source: RefSeq, a predicted model, not a curated record